Molecule: messenger RNA, 1417 nt
Organism: Xiphophorus hellerii (green swordtail)
Lineage: Eukaryota; Metazoa; Chordata; Actinopteri; Cyprinodontiformes; Poeciliidae
Exons: 6
Coding region: 354-1319 (321 amino acids)
Biological process (GO): bile acid and bile salt transport
Cellular component (GO): plasma membrane
Molecular function (GO): protein heterodimerization activity; transmembrane transporter activity
Source: RefSeq, a predicted model, not a curated record
GAGUUUAUGUUUCAUAUCACGUGUAGAUAUUCUCAAUAUGACAAGGAGAACUGAAUCGGUAAACCAAACAUGCAGUGGUCUAUGAGCUUGUUGGACAAAAAUGUAAAAGUUGAGACAGUGAACGUCUUUGAACAGCUGAGUGAACAGAGAAGACUUUUUGGAGCUAAAUAACUAAAUGUAGCCUUCGUCUGCGUUUCUCGACUCCCUCAUCAGGAAAAACAAGCAGAGUGCAGACUCCUCCCCAUGACCUUUGGAAAAUCUUUCAAAGUUUUUCAUUCUGUUGAGCACCUACUGAGUUACAUGUUCCCUCCUCCUCAUCUCAGCAACAGACGUAGCAGAAGUCAAUCCACAAAAUGCUUGACUCUUGGGUAUUUCUGCUUCUCCUUGUCCCAGGGGGGCGGAUGUUUAUGAUCCAUAACACGCAGCACGGCCUGUGUCUGGAGGAGUCAGCUGACACUGGUCAAGUUCUCCUGAAACAGUGUGACCUGGACUCUCAGGCUCAGCAGUGGCUCUGGAUCAACCAGGACAUGCUGAUGUGUGUCGGAUCCUCCAGGUGUCUGUCGGCUCAGCAGAACCAUCCGGUCCAAACCCAGGCCUGUCCGGGGUCAGACCAGGAAGCUCUAGAGUUGAUGUGGGACUGUAGCAGUAACAGACUCAGCAGCAGAAACACGUCCUUACUGCUGUCCACCGACGGCCAGCGUGUGAUUCUCACAAACCACCUCAAGCACUUUGAGUGGAAGUCUCUUGACGAGGUGGACGUCUGUCAGACGAGCCUCCGGCUCCGGAGAGCGUCUGAGGACCAGGACCCAUUAGAGAAUCAGGAGGAGGCAGCAGACGGGAUGAAAGGCAUGACAGAGGAGCAGAGAGAGUAUUUCCGCUGGUUCUACCGUACCGAGGACCCAACUAUUUGGACAUUUGUGCUUUUGGUUCUGGCUUUUGUCUGUUUGCUCAUCGGGUUUUUGCUGCUGGGAAUGGGAGCCAUGGCCAACAAGAGCAGAAAGAAGAUAGCUAAAUACAAAGCCCAAGCAUCCCUUGUUAAGAGGCAUGAAGGUGAAGAGCUUCAAGUCGUUUCUGCUCAUCGGGAUAAUGGCACAUCUCCGCUGCCCCAGGGUCACAUGUCGUCCAUGUCUGAAGGGGAAACAAAGGAACUGAAAGCAGGGGACAUUGUGGUCACAUGGAAAGAUGGCAACACUUCCUGCUUGUAUCCAGAUCAUGUUUUAGAGGAGAGUCAGGAGGAGCUGGAGAAGGAGCAGCAGGAGAAACAGGAGGAAGUGUGGCAGGAACGAGAGGCUCAUGAUGAGGGGAGGAUGACAGAGUGAAUACUGGUCUGUCCCUCAGCUUUUAAAGGGAUCCACCAUUAGUUGUAACAAUAGACUUUAUUUGAGAAAUAUUCAUUUAGAUAUAAAUAAAAUACUGU